Magnusiomyces paraingens is the source of this 1071-nucleotide messenger RNA. RefSeq lists its product as uncharacterized. The record is from RefSeq and is a predicted model, not a curated record. The transcript has a single exon. Bases 1 to 1071 code for a protein of 356 amino acids. Lineage: Eukaryota; Fungi; Ascomycota; Dipodascomycetes; Dipodascales; Dipodascaceae.
AUGGCUGAGAAUGACGAACCUGUACAAAUCAUAAGCCCACUUGACUUGCCGCAGUUAUACUCCCGUCCUAGCGCUGAAGAGCUUUUCAAAAUCCUUGGACAGUUUUCUCGGGCAUCUCAGCAAACCAAUUUCUCCGGACCAACGCCGGCCGAUGAAGACGACGGUACUGAAGGUUUGUGUGCAGCUCCGGGAACUGGGUUCUUUGACUGGUUGACUGGGCUCGUAGCAUCUCCACUACAAUGGAUCGAUGACUCUAAUUUGCGGGAAGAGAUCUGGGACCAGGCUAGCACGCUCAUGGCUGAACGGUGCGGACGUACAGCGGCGCCCACAAUCACGCGGAGAAUUCAGAUUGAUGGUAUGCGGGAAGCACUUAUCAAACUUGGCAAGAUCUCAGACACUGAAAAAAAUACAGAUGUGGAUAUCCAGCUCAUUGAGCCGAGUCUAACAGAAGACCUGCUUGGACUCAAAACUUGGGGGUCAUCUUAUAUCCUUGCACGACGACUUGUUCGCGAUGCACUUCUCCCUCAAUCUAAACUAAAACUUGCAGGUCCAGCCCUCGAACUAGGUACCGGUACUGGGCUUGUAGGUCUUGUAGCUGCACGUCUUGGACUGCCUGUUACGCUUACCGAUUUGCCAGAAAUCAUGCCCAAUCUUCGUGCCAACAUUGACCAAAACAUGCUUUCAGGAAUAAUAUUGUCCCCCACAGAUCCCAGUUUCUCGCCUCCUGCACAACCCCUCGACUGGUCGGAUCCUUCUGAGUUUUUACAGACACACAAGCCACAGUCUUUCAAAACAGUUCUUGUAUCAGAUCCCAUCUACUCGCCACAACACCCAGCCAUGGUGGUGCGUACCAUUGCCGCGUUUCUUUCGAGAGAACCUGGCUCCAAACUAGUUCUUCAGCUGCCGCUACGCCGCGGGUUCGACGAUCUGCGUACAGACUUGUAUGGAUUGCUGGUUAAGGCAGGAUUGUGUCGGAUUGAGUAUGAGGAGGAAGAGGGAUAUGAUGACUUUGGUGCAGGGAAGUUUGCGUACUCUUUAUGGGAAUGGGCCGAUGCUCAUGAAAAGCAGUAA